AAGAGGAGAGAGGCAGAAAAGUAAGAAAAUUUCUGCAGACUUCAACCCAGUCCAUAUCUAUAGACUUUCACUGUUCAUCUCUGGAUUCUCUCAUAAUUCAGUAUCAAAGAAUCGAAAACAACAACAAAAAUCAUGAUUAAAACCUAACUUAUGUUCUAAUUUUAGUAGAACCGAAGCUGGAAGAUUUCAAUUGAUUGAUGGUUUCGUCAGCGGCAGCGUGAGAGAAAUGGGGAAGUCUUACUCGGCGAAUUCGAAUGAUUACAAGCUUCUAGAAGAGGUUGGAUACGGCGCCAGCGCUACUGUUUUCAGAGCGAUCUAUUUGCCUUACAAUGAAGUGGUGGCGGUUAAGUGCUUGGAUCUCGAUCGAUGCCAUAGCAAUCUGGAUGAUAUUCGCAGGGAAGCUCAAACAAUGAGUUUAAUCGAUCAUCCUAAUGUCAUAAAAGCUUUUUGUUCAUUUGUUGUUGACCGCAACCUUUGGGUGGUAAUGCCUUUUAUGGCUGAGGGUUCUUGCCUGCAUCUCAUGAAGAUAGCAUAUCAAGAAGGAUUUGAAGAAUCUGCCAUUGGAUCUAUCCUGAAAGAAACUUUGAAGGCUUUGGAGUACCUUCAUCAUCAUGGCCAUAUUCACCGUGACGUUAAGGCUGGAAAUAUAUUGAUGGAUACUGAUGGUGAGGUGAAGCUUGCUGAUUUUGGUGUUUCAGCCUGCAUGUUUGACAGAGGUGAUAGACAACGAUCAAGGAAUACCUUUGUAGGCACUCCAUGCUGGAUGGCCCCGGAAGUGUUGCAGCCUGGAACUGGAUAUGAUUUCAAGGCUGACAUUUGGUCAUUUGGAAUAACUGCACUGGAAUUGGCCCAUGGACAUGCACCAUUUUCCAAAUAUCCCCCAAUGAAGGUUUUGUUGAUGACCAUACAAAAUGCACCACCUGGACUUGAUUACGAUCGUGAUAAGAGGUUCUCUAAGUCCUUCAAAGAAAUGGUUGCUAUGUGCUUGGUAAAAGAUCAAACAAAGAGACCAACUGCAGAAAAGUUGUUAAAACACUCCUUUUUCAAGAGUGCAAAGCCUCCUGAACUCAUUGUUAAAAAGUUGUUUGUUGACCUGCCACCACUAUGGAAGCGCGUGAAAGAUAUCCAGAUCAAAGAUGCUGCACAACUUGCUCUGAAAAAAAUGCCUUCAGCUGAACAGGAAGCUAUAUCUCAGAGUGAGUACCAGCGAGGAGUAAGUGCUUGGAACUUUGAUGUUGAAGAUUUGAAGUUUCAAGCAUCUUUGUUGCAAGACGAGGAUGAAAUAAAAGAAAUCCAAGAAGAAGAAGACAUUAUAAGAUUUAAUAUGAACCAAAAGAGUGCAUCUGAUUCUGUACCAAAACCAGUAGUCCACAAUAUUGACAGUGAGAGGAUAAAUGGUGAUGAGGUGCUUGUAGUUGAGAGCCAGACAAAUAAGGGACAGACAUCUGAAAGUGACAUGAGAGAGUAUGACGCUAAUGCAAAAACUGAUACAAUGAAGAGUGAAUCAAAAUCUGAGCUGGCAGCAUCAUUGGUAGAGAAAGAAGGAGUUCAAGCUAAGACUAGAAAUCAGACCGGUAGAGCCCGUCAAACUCAAAGUGGACCACUUGUGCCUGGUAUGGUGCUAAGUAAUUCACUAUCAGAAAGAGCUCGCAACUUUGAAAGGUAUGAGAAUGAUGGCUACCUAGUGGCUGAGAAGUCUCAGCAAGUGCGAAGAGCACCCAGUUUUAGUGGUCCACUAAACCUUCCUAACCGAGCUUCAGCAAACAGUUUAUCAGCUCCAAUCAAAUCUUCAGGAGGGUUCAAAGACACGUUGGAGGACAAAUCAAAAACGAACUUGGUACAAAUAAAAGGGCGGUUCUCCGUAACCUCCGAAAAUGUAGAUCUUGUGAAGGAUAUUCCGUUAUCCACAGUCUCUCGACGAAAUUCUCAGGGGUCACCACUAAGGAAGUCUGCUAGCGUAGGGAACUGGAUAUUUGAUUCCAAACAAAUGCCCCAAAGCCAGCCACCCAAAGAAAUCAGUAACAGUAAUGGACUUGCCUCAGUUCUAAUACCUCACCUUCAAAAUCUCUUCCAACAAACAUCAGUUCAGCAGGAUCUUAUCGUGAAUUUGUUAAGUAGCUUGCAAACAGUGGAUGUUGAAAAUGCUCCUCAAAAUGGGAAACUGCCUCCUUUACCUCGUGGUUCAGAUACUAAUGGCAGUGCUGAAUCUAUAGUUUCUGAAAGGGAAAAAAUGCUGCUGAUGAAGAUAUCUGAACUUCAAGCUAGGAUGAAUAGCUUGACGGAUGAAUUAACUUCGGAAAGGCUUAAAUACAUGCAAUUACAACAAAGACUAAAUGCAGUGCCAACACACGAAGAUGAUGAAGAUAGAAGAGGAGGAGAUUCUUGAUUUUGGGAAUGUAUAUUAAUGUUUUUGUUCAUUCAUCGCACCUUGAGAAUUCAGGGUGAAAAUGUAGAAGCAAACGCAAGAUGUUGUUGGGUGUAUCUGGAAUGAUGGGUUGUGUUGAAUAAGAGAGUUAAAAAAGAUUCCAGCACCUUGUUUGAGAAAUUAAAAGAGAAUAAUGAGAUUAGAAGAAUGAGUUGAGUUGAUUUAUUUGGUUGGUGGGAAUGGAAAGUAGGUGGUGUUGUGUUGAAGCCAAUGUGUAUUAUUUGAGAUUAGAAGAAAAACCAGAGGCGCAUUUACUGUAAUUCUGUGAAUAUAUAAUUUGUAACAUUAUAUAUGCUGGUAUAUAUAGAGAGAGCAAUUUGCACCCC
Messenger RNA from Salvia hispanica, 2751 nucleotides. The record is from RefSeq and is a predicted model, not a curated record. Lineage: Eukaryota; Viridiplantae; Streptophyta; Magnoliopsida; Lamiales; Lamiaceae.